AUGGGCAAACGCAAGGUCGCAGCUCUCGAGAAGGUCGACGCCGACUUCGCGAGCCUCCAGUACAAGAUCCGCCGCGACCCCAACUCGUACGAGGACAACUUCCUCCAGCAAUGGGGCCAGUACGAGAGUCAACGUGAGGUCUUCCUCGUCUCCCCCACGACCGCGACCCCUGAGUACACCGAGUCCUUCCACAACCUUGUCGAUCUCAUCGCACACGUCGCCGACUGCUACCCUCAACAUGCCGAGGCCUUUCCCGGUGAUCUGAAGGCCAUCCUGCUGCAGCACCACGAGGUCAUCGACUCGACUCAGCUGCUAACCACGCUCUUCCCCAUCCUCGUCUCGUCGCCGAGCAAGUCCCUUCGAACGCUGCUGUUCCAAAAGAUCCUCGGCGACCUACGCAACGCAAACUCAAAAUCGACGAACCACCCUCUCAACCGCACUAUUCAGACCGUCCUCUACAACCUCAUUACUGCUAACCGCGCCUCCCCCAAGGCCGUCUGGGCCGUCAAAUUGACGCGCGAGCUGUGGAAGCGCCAGGUCUGGACCGACGCUAAGACUGUCGAUGUUAUGAAGGAGGCCUGUCUCUCCGACAACGAGAAGGUUGUCGUAGGCGCCGUGCGCUUCUUCCUCGGCGGCGAUAAGGAGCGCGAGGAGCUCGAGGACGAUAGCAGCGACGAGGAGGCCAUCGACCUGCAAAAGAUGAAGCACCAGAUCGACAUCAACAAAAAGUCCAAGAAGAAGGCCAACGCCUACCGCAAGGCUGUCACCAAGAUCCACAAGCAGGAGCGUGGCAAGGAGAAGCCGCACCCGCUCAACUUCUCUGCCUUUCACCUGCUCCACGACCCCCAGGGCUUUGCCGAGCAGGUCUUCCAGAAGCACCUCCAGAGCACGAAGACCAAGAUGGUCCUCGAGCACAGGAUCCUCGUGCUGCAGCUGGAGUCCGUAACGUCCUUCCUCGCCUGCCUCGCCCAGGCCACCCACAACCUCGUGCCGCCCGACUGUCUGGAGCCCCUCGUGCAGAAGAUUGCCAACGAGUUCGUUUCCGAGGCCGCUGCUGGUGAGGUCGCCGCCGCUGGCCUGAACGCCAUCCGGGAGAUCUGCGCCCGCCAGCCCCUCGCAAUGGAGGACACCCUGCUGCAGGACCUCGUGCAGUACCGCAAGAGCAAGGACAAGGGCACCAUGAUGGCUGCUAAGGGCCUGCUGUCGCUGUUCCGUGAGGUCGGCGCCGACCUGCUGGCCAAGAAGGACCGCGGCAAGGACGCGACGAUCGGUCUCAAGACUGGCGAGGUCAGGAAGAAGCGCUUCGGCGAGCAGGAGGCCGGCGGCAUCGAGGGCCUCGAACUACUAGAGCAGUGGAAGGAAGAGCAGAGGAAGGCCAAGCGCGCGGCCAAGGGUCUGCCUGAGGAGGUCGGCGAGGAUGAGAAGGAGGACGAGGACGACGGCUUUAACUCGGAUGACUGGGAUGUCGAGUCGGUCGACAGCGACGAUUCCGGCGGCUGGAUCGCCGUCAGCUCGGAUGAGGAGGAGGAGGACGAGCCUGCGCCGAAGAAGCGGAGAAAGAGCACAGCCGAUGACGAGGAGGCAGACGCCGACAAGGAAGGCGACGACGAAAAGGACGGCGAAGAUGUCGAGAGCGAGGUGCAAAGGAUAUCCAAGCUUGCGACAACGUCAAUCCUGACGCCGGCGGAUCUCCAGAAGCUGCAGGAGCUGCGCAUGGAGGCCAGCGUCAACAAGGCCAUAGGCACCAAGUCCAACAGGUCCAAGAAGCUUGAGGAGGCGCUCGCACGACACAUCGACGACGGUCUGACGGCGGAGCAAAUUGAGGCGCCCGCGCGCCUUCGCAAAACGACCAAGGAAGAGCGCGUCGCCCUGGCCAAAGAGGGUAAGCCCGAGCGCGGCGAGCACAAGAGCACCCAGGCCAUCAGACGGUCCAAGAAGGAUGCCGAGGGCAAGAGUACGACAAACAAGGAGAAGGCCAGACAGAAGAACUUCCUCAUGACCCUCAACAAGGCCAAGUACAAGCAGAAGAGGAGUCUGGCUGCGCCCCUCCGAUUAUUAUAA
Verticillium alfalfae VaMs.102 is the source of this 2061-nucleotide messenger RNA. RefSeq names its product sda1. The record is from RefSeq and is a predicted model, not a curated record. Gene Ontology annotation, cellular component: nucleolus. Gene Ontology annotation, biological process: ribosomal large subunit biogenesis; ribosomal large subunit export from nucleus. The transcript has 5 exons. NCBI's taxonomy places the organism in Eukaryota, Fungi, Ascomycota, Sordariomycetes, Glomerellales, Plectosphaerellaceae. Bases 1 to 2061 code for a protein of 686 amino acids.